Messenger RNA from Manihot esculenta (cassava), 363 nucleotides. Its product is annotated as non-specific lipid-transfer protein 2. The record is from RefSeq and is a predicted model, not a curated record. Bases 1 to 363 code for a protein of 120 amino acids. Lineage: Eukaryota; Viridiplantae; Streptophyta; Magnoliopsida; Malpighiales; Euphorbiaceae. Gene Ontology annotation, cellular component: membrane. The transcript has 2 exons. Gene Ontology annotation, molecular function: lipid binding. Gene Ontology annotation, biological process: lipid transport.
AUGACGGGGAAGAAGAACAGUUUGUGGGGAUUUGGGUUGGUGGUUUUCAUUGUGAUGAUGAGCAGUGCAUCAAAAACAGUGCAUGGAUUCUCAUGCGGCGAAGCAGUAGCAGCAUUGCAGCCAUGUCUUCCCUUCUUGAAGGGCAACAGUCGAUAUCUCAAUGUCCUUUGCUGUGUAGACAUACGUGCGGUGUCCGACAAGGCUGCCACCACGGAAGAUCGCAGGAACCUCUGCCAAUGUUUUAAGAAAGCUGGUACAGCUGCCGGUGUUAAGCCUGAGAAAGCUAGACAAAUUCCUAAAAAGUGCCUUAUGAAAGUCCCUGUGCCUCUCGACCCCACCGUCGACUGCACCAAGAUUCCGUAA